AUGGCCAUGAACGGCGAAGAGCCACCGAUUGAGAAGAAGAAUAAGAAGAGGAAGACCUCCGAGGCGUACCCGAUUCUGCCACUUCCCGAUGAUUUGGUUUUGAAUUGUUUGGCACGCAUCUCCAGACUGCAUUACCCGACUCUCUCCCUCGUAUCCAAGAGUUUCCGCUCACUCCUUUCUUCACCGGAGCUUUACGAGACUAGAUCACUCUUAGGUCGUACCGAGAGUUUUCUCUACGUGUGCUUAAGGCUCCCUCCUGAGUUUAACACAACUUGGUUCAUUCUCUGCCAGUCAAGUGGAAAUCAUCUUUUGAUCCCAAUCCCAUCUUUGCAAUCUCGUCCUGUGCACUCGUCUAAUCUCUUGGCGGUUGGUUCUAAUAUCUACAACAUUGGCGGAUAUGUCGACGAUGCGCCUUCGUCUACCGUCUCGAUUCUCGACUGCAAGUCUCAUACUUGGUGUGAGGCUCCAAGCAUGCUGGUGGAGCGGUCUUAUCCACUUUCCAGUGUUGUUGAUGGAAAGAUAUAUGUAGCAGGAGGAUGUGAAGAAGAUUACAAUUCGUCCAUGUGGAUGGAGGUUUUCGAUUUGAAAAAGCAAACUUGGGAACUUGUGUCGUGCCCUCUUGUAGAGAGAUGCGGUAGUGGUAUGAACAGGAGCGCAGUAAUUGAUGGAGAAAUAUUUAUGUUUGGGAGUAAGGGUUUGGGUGUGGCUUACAAGCCAAAAGAAGAUAAAUGGCAACGCUUAGGUGCCAUGACUAAUUUUGAUGUAGGAUGGCAAUGGUUUUAUUAUUGCGUGGUAGGUAACGUUCUAUAUUGUUAUAGUAAUCAAGAUGGGAUCAAAUGGUACAACCCUAAGAUAGGUGACUGGUUAAAUUUGAAGGGUUGGAUAUCUGAAACUGUGUCUGCUGCUGAUUAUAGUCGUAUUAAAUUGGCGGACUAUGGUGGGAAAAUGGUGGUUUUGUGGGACCGGUAUGUUCCUUCUAGGGGCUAUAAGAACAGUGGCUAUAAGAACAAGGUGAUUUGGUGUGCUGUAAUUGCGCUUGAAAGACCAAACAAUCAAGAGAUUUGGGGGAAGGUCGAGUGGCUUAAUCCUGUGCUUAAAGUCCCCAAGUCUUAUCAAUUCGUAUGUGCUCUUUCUGCUACUCUGUGA
Camelina sativa (false flax) is the source of this 1146-nucleotide messenger RNA. RefSeq names its product F-box/kelch-repeat protein At4g39560-like. Gene Ontology annotation, molecular function: protein binding. The record is from RefSeq and is a predicted model, not a curated record. NCBI's taxonomy places the organism in Eukaryota, Viridiplantae, Streptophyta, Magnoliopsida, Brassicales, Brassicaceae.